Molecule: messenger RNA, 114 nt
Organism: Peronospora matthiolae
Lineage: Eukaryota; Oomycota; Peronosporomycetes; Peronosporales; Peronosporaceae
Source: the annotation of a GenBank genome assembly
AUGUUCAAUUUGGACGUACAAGACGACAUCUUUCACGUCACACGUGAAGGCUACUCGCAUCUGAGUGACUCAGAGUGGGAGAUAUUCGGCCGCAUGAGUGUGCUCAUGGGCUAA